Emiliania huxleyi CCMP1516 is the source of this 1341-nucleotide messenger RNA. RefSeq lists its product as hypothetical. The record is from RefSeq and is a predicted model, not a curated record. The transcript has 3 exons. Lineage: Eukaryota; Haptophyta; Isochrysidales; Noelaerhabdaceae. The coding region runs from base 1 to 1341 and encodes 446 amino acids.
AUGACGAUCGGCGCCCUGCUUGCGUCAGUGGCCUCCGCCACCCGAGUCACCGAGCGGCAGCCGCCGCAGCCGGACGACGGGGUGAAAGACGACGGGGUGAAAGGGGCCUUGCACGGUGCGCCGAAGCCGGUGACUCGGGAAGAGGCUUUUGCUCUGGCGGCUGCGUUAGCAGCAUCCACCGGGACGACGGUAGACAAGGACGAGCACUUGCGCACAUUGCAAGACGAGUACUACUUCAGGUAUACACAGACUCUGCUGCCGUCGGACGAGCGCCGUAAGGAGCUGUGGGCAAAACUGCGGACGCAGUGGCACCGGGCCAAUGACGAUCCAAACAGGCCCUCGCGGCGCAGCCACAAGAGGCGCAACGCCGACACCACCAACGAGGCGAUUCCUGCUGCCCGACCACGCGGUGCAUGGUCGCAGGCGGCGAUUGCCGCUGCCGCCCCCAUGCUUUCAAUCGCGCAGGCUGCCGCUGCCGCCCCCAUGCCGCUGCCGAUGCCGGUUCUUGCCGCGCAGACUGCCGCCUACGUCGUCCCCGGCCUUACCUACCCCGCCACUGCCCUCGCUGGCUUGUCGCUGUUGCCGUAUCUCAGCCAAACCGCCGCCGCUCUCGGGCAGCCUGUGUACUAUGCCAUGGCAGUAGAGCGAACGAGAUACCAGCUCGAGCUUCAUGCACGGACGCAGCAGGCCGAUGCAGCGAAGCAGCAGGCCGAUGCAGAGCUAGCCAGCGCCAUAGCCAGAACCCAGGUUCUCGAAGCCAGGGGGGCCGCAGAGUGGGCCCGGUGGCACAAGCAGAGCCAGUCUGGUCCAUGCCGGCAGCCCUCAAAGCCCUUGCCCGUUGCGGACAUCACCACCUACCCGCCCGCGGCACAGCAGCAGUUUGAGGCUGAGGCAGAGAGGAGGGCAUCCGAGGCGUUGGCGGAGGCAGCUGAGGGUGAGAGCGAGGUCGAGGGGUGCAUCGACCUGGACGAAGAGAGUGAAGUGGAGGAGGUGGCACCGCCACCGCCACCACCACGCGUCUCUUUUGUGGUGUCGGAUGGCGAGGACGAGGUGCAGGGCACAGCAUCAGCGGGUGGCCUGCACGAGCUACCGCACCUUCGCGCGUGUUGUUUACAACACCCUUUCGUGCGGACCCACGGCAAGCGGCCGCACCAGGGCAAUGCUGCGACUUGCAGCCGUUGCUACUGCUACAUCUGCGAUCGGCCUGCCGCGGAGUGCCCACGGUGGCGGAGCGAGGACCCGAAAGCACCGAGCCACUGCAAUGCACAUAGCGGGCACAAGCAGUGGCGGCUGCUGCAAGGCCGUGCCAAGAGGCAGCGCGAAAGGGGUGUGUCGGCGUGA